Galeopterus variegatus (Sunda flying lemur) is the source of this 2318-nucleotide messenger RNA. It is a transcript of the gene OAS2, whose product is annotated as 2'-5'-oligoadenylate synthetase 2, 69/71kDa. The record is from RefSeq and is a predicted model, not a curated record. The transcript is spliced from 11 exons. The coding region runs from base 1 to 2082 and encodes 693 amino acids. Gene Ontology annotation, cellular component: membrane; nucleoplasm; cytosol. Gene Ontology annotation, molecular function: 2'-5'-oligoadenylate synthetase activity; double-stranded RNA binding. NCBI's taxonomy places the organism in Eukaryota, Metazoa, Chordata, Mammalia, Dermoptera, Cynocephalidae. Gene Ontology annotation, biological process: defense response to virus; regulation of ribonuclease activity; negative regulation of viral genome replication.
AUGGUGACAUUUUCAGCUCUCACUAGAAUUGAGAAAUGCCACUGCCUGCUGAAGUUCCCUGUGACCCCAAAAAGUCCAGAGUCUCACAUCUGCUUCUGUCGUCAACAGGGUGGCUCCUAUGGCCGAAGAACAAUCUUGAGAGGCAAUUCCGAUGGUACUCUCGUCCUUUUCCUUAGUCAUUUAGAACAAUUCUGUGAUCAGAAGAAAAGCCACCAUGAAGUCCUCAAGGAAAUCAAGCACCAACUGGUAGUACAAUUGACCUUACAGGGGUUAGAAAACAAGGUCAAGAUCCAGAUGCUCCAUGGCAGGCUCACCAUCGAGGUGUCUGCAACACGGCAAAGCAUCUCCUUUGAGGUGCUGCCCGCCUUCAAUGCUCUGGGCUUGAGUGAGAAUCCCAGCUCCAGGAUCUACCGAGAUCUCAAAAGAUCUUUGGAUAAGACAAAAGCCAGCCCCGGUGAGUUUUCAGUCUGCUUCACAGAACUCCAGGAGAAGUUUUUUAACAACUACCCCAGGAAACUGAAGGAUUUGAUCCUCUUGGUAAAGUACUGGUAUCAACAGUGCCAGAAAAAACUGGAGGAUUUACCCUCACUGCCUCCAUAUGCUCUGGAGCUGCUUACGGUAUAUGCCUGGGAACAGGGGUGUGGAGCAGAAGACUUUGAUAUGGCUGAAGGCAUCAGAACUGUUCUGGAGCUGACCAAGCAGCAGCAGCUGCUGUGUGUCUAUUGGACAGUCAACUAUGACUUUGAGGAUGAGACCGUCAGGAACGUCCUACUGAACCAGCUCGGAUCAGAGAGGCCGGUAAUCUUGGACCCAACUGAUCCAACCAAUAAUGUGGGUCGCAACAGUAAGAAAUGCUGGAAACUGCUGCAACAAGAGGCUCAAAACUGGUUGUGCUCUCCCAGCCUGAACAACGAGUUACCUCGACCAUCUUGGGAUGUUCUGCCAGCACCUCUCUUCUCGACCCUGGGCCAUCGUCUAGAUAAAUUCAUCAAGGACUUUCUCCAGCCUGACAAAUGUUUCCUAGAACAGAUUAGUAUAGCUGUUGACAUGAUCUGUACAUUCCUUAAAGAAAAUUGCUUUCGACAUUCAACUACCAAGAUCCAGAAGAUCAUCAAGGGAGGUUCCACCGCCAAAGGCACAGCUCUGAAGAGUGGCUCUGAUGCCGACCUCGUCGUGUUCCCUGACUCGCUUAAAAGCUAUACCUCCCAAAAAAGUGAGCGCAGCAGAAUCAUCAAGGAAAUCCACGAACAGCUGGAAGCCUGUCGGCAGGAAAUGCAGAUGCAGUUUGAAUUUGAAGUGAAAUUUGAGAUUUCAAAAUGGAAGACUCCCAGGGUGCUGAGCUUCUCUCUGAAAUCCAAAAUACUCAAGGAAAGCGUGGACUUCGAUGUGCUACCUGCCUUUAAUGCGCUAGGUCAACUAAAUUCUGGCUGCACACCCAGCCCCAGGGUCUAUGAUGAGCUCAUUGGUCUAUAUAAAUCCUCAGACACCCUGGGGGGAGAGUUUUCCACCUGUUUCACGGAGCUGCAGCGCAACUUCGUUGUUUCCCUGCCAACCAAACUGAAGGAUUUAAUUCGCCUGGUGAAGCAUUGGUACAAACAGUGUGAAAGGAAACUAAAGUCAAAGGGGUCUUUGCCCCCAAAAUAUGCCUUGGAGCUGCUCACUAUCUAUGCCUGGGAGCAGGGGAGCAGGAUACAGGAUUUUGACACCGCUGAAGGUUUCCGGACAGUUCUGGAGUUGGUCACAAAAUAUCAGCAGCUCUGCAUCUUCUGGACAGUCAAUUACAACUUUGAAGAUGAGACCUUGAGGAAGUUCCUACUGACCCAGAUCCAGAAAACCAGGCCUGUGAUCUUGGACCCAGCGGAACCUACUGGUGAUGUGGGUGGAGGGGACCGUUGGUGUUGGCAUCUUCUGGCAAAAGAAGCUAAGGAAUGGUUGUCGUCUCUCUGCUUCAAAGAUGGGACUGGAGACCCAAUACAGCCAUGGAAAGUGCCAACAAUGCAAACACCAGGAAGUUGUGGAGCUAGAAUAUAUCCUAUUGUCAAUGAGAUGUUCUCAUUCAGAACUCAUAGAAUCCUGGAAUAACAAUGCUAGAAGAAGACAUCUGGCAAUGGCUUUUAAAGAAUUGGUUCACCGUGUAAAAGAGUAACCCAAAUUCAUUCUCCUCUUGAUGAUCACUAACCCAUCCUUUGCUUCUUGGACUCUUCCUGAAAUCCAAACUGUGAAGUUCCUCAUAAAAUCUUCCCUGGCUGAACCCCCACUCUGUGAGUGACCUACAUUUAAAAAUAUUUGCUCUGGGCUGGCCCUGUGGCUCACUCGGG